Molecule: messenger RNA, 960 nt
Organism: Symbiodinium pilosum
Lineage: Eukaryota; Dinophyceae; Suessiales; Symbiodiniaceae
Source: the annotation of a GenBank genome assembly
AUGUGGAUGUUUCUGGCACUGGCGCUGCCCGUGCUUGGCGCGUCGGAUCCAUCAACGCAACGGUUAUGGUCUGCUCUGAAGCAUAUCACCGGACUGACAGACUCAGAGCUGUCUUAUUUCGCUGAUGAACUCUUAUCUCUGCAGCCUCCAUCACAGAAAACUUUGUGGCAAGAAAAAGUUCAUUGCAAUAAAGGAACCUGUGCCCCAGAAGUGGCCAGCCGUCUUAUUGCUGCGCUGGGUGAAGGCGGAAAUCUACCUUCCAGGGCAUUUGAGCUUUUCCCUGGCGACCCUCUCUAUAAUUACUGGAAAGAGUCGGACAGACAAGAAUUCCAUUCCUGGGUUGAUGGAGAGGCUGCGGAAGAAGAGACAAUUGAGGCUUUGAUGCCUGAAGGGCAGCCUUUAGCAACUGGCCGGAUACAGGCAGCCCAUUUUACCUGGAAAGCCAGGGGUUUAGUUUCAAAACUCUUGGGCCCAGCAGCAGACACCUAUGGCGCCCUAGGGCGGUGUUUAGAGUGGGAUACGCCUUUCUACACCAUCAAAGCGUUUGGACCUCUUUGCUUUCGGCACGACGUUCUGCAGUAUGCUGAUCCCCGCGCGGGUCGCCCUGAGAAGAUGCAAACAUACCUGAAGGGAACCAGGGUCAUGGCGCUGGAUGUUCUGAAGCCGCCAACGUGGAUGCCCAACGAUUAUGGCCUGGUCGUCUGCUUCUUCGUGCUUGAGCAUGUUCCAGAUCCUCAUCAAGCAGCUCGGGGCAUUGCGCAAUUCCUCAACCCAGGUGGCUUCCUUCUACUGGGGGCUCCCUUCACUGAUGGAGUACAUGGCUGCCCAGACGACUUCUUCCGCUACACGCCCCACGGACUGCGCAAGGUUGCAGAGGGAGCCAACCUGGAGGUUCUGAUGGAGUUCUCACCUGGGACGCCCGUUGCUGCUGCUGGGGACACCAUGCCUAGCUGGGCCUAG